AUGGCCGCCAAAAUUGGAGUGUUUCCUGCUUCCGGGGCGCUUGCUUCAAGCAUUGUGAAUCAUUCCAUGAAGUUCUUCCCGGCAUCACGACUGGUUCUCGUCGCUCGCAGCCCAGAGAAACUGACGGAAUGGAAUCAGUUGGGCGCUACAAUCCGAAAGGCAGACUACGAUGACCAUUCUACACUCAAUGGUGUUUUCGAUGGAGUGGAAACUUUAAUGUUGAUCUCCUACGCCUCCUUUGAGAUUGAGCACCGUGUAAAUGUACAUCGCGCGGCUAUUGACGCUGCCAUCAGAAGCGGCGUGAAACACAUAUUCUAUACUUCUCUCGGCUUCGCUGGCAAUUUGACCGACGAUAGUGUCACCCAUGUCAUGGGCGCACAUCUUCAAACGGAAAGAUAUCUCUCACAGUUGACUGAUAAAAUUACAUACACUUCAGUUCGCGAAGGAUUGUAUUCUGAGUCAUUCCCCCUUUACAUCGGUUGGUUUAGCCUUCAGAAUCCCGCGGACGAGAUCACCAUUCCGCACUCUGGCACUGGACCUGGAGUCACUUGGGUAAAGCGAGAUGAAUUAGGCGAAGGAACUGCCAAACUUAUCUAUUCUUUUGUGACUAACCCGGCAAGUUUUCAAUAUCUGAAUAAAAAUGUCUUGCUGACAGGACCGAGAGAAAUUUCACUUUUAGAGACUGUGAAUAUCUUCGGCCGCUUGAUUGGAAAGAGUCUAAAAAUUCGCGAGAUCGCUGUCGAAGAUUAUCUAUUACUCCCACAGGUUAGGGGUAAAUACGUAUAUCAUGGGGUCGACUUAUCAAGAGAGUGGACAACUACAUGGCAAGGGCUCCGGAAUGGAGAAUGUGCGGUAGUCUCUCCAUCACUGAAGGAAAUUCUCGGAAGAGAGCCGGAGGAGUUUGAAACAACAAUCAAGGCUCUUCUUGGAUAA
Messenger RNA from Trichoderma gamsii, 933 nucleotides. Its product is annotated as NmrA family protein. The transcript is spliced from 2 exons. Lineage: Eukaryota; Fungi; Ascomycota; Sordariomycetes; Hypocreales; Hypocreaceae. Bases 1 to 933 code for a protein of 310 amino acids. The record is from RefSeq and is a predicted model, not a curated record.